This is a messenger RNA of Cynoglossus semilaevis (tongue sole), 4534 nucleotides long. RefSeq names its product SMAD family member 2 (gene smad2). The transcript is spliced from 11 exons. Gene Ontology annotation, molecular function: DNA-binding transcription factor activity, RNA polymerase II-specific; RNA polymerase II cis-regulatory region sequence-specific DNA binding; I-SMAD binding. Gene Ontology annotation, cellular component: heteromeric SMAD protein complex. Bases 385 to 1809 code for a protein of 474 amino acids. Gene Ontology annotation, biological process: SMAD protein signal transduction; anatomical structure morphogenesis; transforming growth factor beta receptor signaling pathway. The record is from RefSeq and is a predicted model, not a curated record. Lineage: Eukaryota; Metazoa; Chordata; Actinopteri; Pleuronectiformes; Cynoglossidae.
UGAGCUUUGAAUGAGGGGGCCAUCAUCAUCAUCUUCGUCGUCCCCGGCUCCUCGGAUGUGGAAAAUACAGUUUAAAGUCUCUGUGCGCGCAUUGAUAAUGAACCAGCAGGCGUUUGUCACAGGCACACGAGUGACCCGUCAGUGUCCCUUCACCUCUCGGUGUGGUAUCUCUGGAUGUUCUUCACCUCGCUCCAGUUCUGAGCCUUUUCUCUGAGACUGUCCAUGAUUUAUGUCUGAAAACAGUUUAGACAAUAGGCAUUUAUAGGAACAAACACUCACAUAACCUUUGUUUUUCUUGUUGGACUUCAGUCAAAAACACCAGUGUUACCUCCCAACGCAACACUUAGAUCACACACACACACACACAACUACACAAAGACCACAAUGUCGUCCAUCCUUCCCUUCACUCCCCCGGUGGUGAAGCGCCUCCUGGGAUGGAAGAAGACCCCGACGGGUACUGGAGGAGCAGGAGGAGGUAUAGGAGGAGUGGGGGAGCAGAACGGAGGUGGUCAGGAGGAGAAGUGGUGUGAAAAGGCAGUGAAGAGCCUGGUGAAGAAGCUGAAGAAGACGGGGCAGCUGGAUGAGCUGGAGAAGGCCAUCAGUACACAGAACAGCAACACCAAGUGUGUCACUAUACCCAGCAAUUGCUCAGAUCUGUGGGGUCUAGGCUCAGGUCAUACGAUAGAGCAGUGGGACUCUGCAGGCAUGUAUGGAUACCCUGACCACAGCAGGUCACUGGACGGACGUCUUCAGGUUUCCCACCGUAAGGGUCUGCCACACGUCAUCUACUGCCGUCUGUGGAGAUGGCCUGACCUGCACAGCCACCACGAGCUAAGGGCUAUCGACGCCUGCCAGUACGCCUUCAACCUGAAGAAGGACGAAGUGUGCGUCAAUCCCUACCAUUACCAGCGAGUGGAGACACCUGUGUUACCGCCAGUGUUGGUGCCACGACAUACAGAGAUUCUGACCGAGCUUCCACCUCUGGAUGACUUUACCAACUCCAUCCCUGAAAACACCAACUUCCCUGCUGGAAUAGACCCACCAAACAACUAUAUACCAGAGACACCUCCACCUGGCUACAUCAGUGAGGAUGGAGAGACCAGCGAUCAACAGAUGAAUCAAAGUAUGGAAUCAGGCUCGCCGGCAGAAAUGUCUCCAAGUACUCUGUCACCAGUCAGUCACAGCCUGGAUCUUCAGCCCGUCACCUACAGUGAACCAGCUUUCUGGUGCUCCAUAGCCUACUACGAGCUGAACCAGAGGGUGGGUGAGACGUUCCACGCCUCGCAGCCGUCUCUGACCGUGGACGGUUUCACUGACCCCUCCAAUUCUGAACGCUUUUGCCUCGGGCUUCUCAGCAACGUUAACAGGAACGCAACUGUUGAAAUGACAAGGAGACAUAUAGGUCGCGGUGUGAGGUUGUACUACAUCGGAGGGGAGGUGUUUGCCGAGUGCCUCAGCGACAGUGCCAUUUUUGUCCAGAGUCCUAACUGCAACCAGCGAUACGGCUGGCAUCCUGCCACGGUCUGCAAGAUACCACCAGGGUGCAAUCUUAAGAUUUUCAACAACCAAGAGUUCGCUGCACUGCUGGCCCAGUCGGUCAAUCAGGGGUUCGAGGCAGUUUACCAGCUAACUAGGAUGUGCACCAUCAGGAUGAGCUUUGUCAAGGGCUGGGGAGCCGAGUACAGGCGUCAGACAGUAACCAGCACCCCCUGUUGGAUUGAGCUGCACCUCAACGGCCCCCUCCAGUGGUUGGAUAAGGUGCUGACCCAGAUGGGAUCUCCCUCAGUGCGUUGCUCCAGUAUGUCAUAAACGGAGUCUGUCAGAGCACAGAAGAAAAUCAGAGACGUUUUAUAACGUGUUGACAGUAUGUUGUGACAGACGACUGAUGUAUGGACAUCAUUUUUAAAACAACGAAAACAAACAAAAAAAAUACAAAAAAAAGGAAAGAAAAGACAAAAAACACAGUGGGACAGUGGACCUGAAGGAGAGCCUGACCUGAGAAAUGGAAACAGUGGGAUGUUACAGUGAUGUCACACUGAUUAUCUCUGACUCCGUCGGCACAACAUUCCAGUUUCAUGGACCUCAUGCCUAAAAAUCCCACUGCAGCAUCACAGCGAUCCGUGGCUUCAUCAUCCUGGUUCAUGGAGGCUCUGAGGGGAUUGAACACAUGACCCUCUGGGAACUGUCUAAUGACCAGCCCGCCUCUGCCUCAGCACAAACAUGGUGACCAUUGUUAUACCCACUCACUCGAAGGUUGACUGCUGUAAUACUGCCACUCCGGGCUCAGCUACAACCAAAGUCCACUUCAAGCCUGGACACCCACUCCUCAGUGACCAAACUCACUGUCCACUUUUUAUCUCCACUUUUCUUGCUUCUCUUCCAAAGCUGCUCCAUGGUAACCACCGACCUGACGGAGCAGCCUUCAGCUCUUGGAGUGGUGACCGGUGGAUGUCUGUAAUGAAGCUCUGACACAGCCUGUCAUCACAGGCUCACGUGUGCACACAGCUUCACCCACGCCCAGGCUCUCUCUUGAAGACAGCUGAGAUGUUUGCCCUCCUCUUGAUGAAUGUCGGUUGGGCUCUCCUACCCAGAGUGCAGUGGGUCAGACCUAAAAACAAGUGUGACGCUUUGUUUUAGUUCUAAUGUGUGAUCUGUUUCAAAGAACGCACAAAUAACUGGAAUCUGGAUCUUUCAGGAGUUCUCAGCAGAAGAGCGUUCAGUGUCGUUGUCUUGAAUAUAUUUGAAGGUGAAAACUCAAUAAUUCACCCAACUUGUUCCACACACUGCAGCUUUGAGCUGUUGCCAAUUUCACUACUUUCAUUUACAGGCAGGAAUCAAAUGCGAAACCCCACCUGAGGCUCAUUCUAGUGACAUCUGACGCCAUUUUUGUUUUAAGAGACAAAGACAUUAUUUCUUGAUGUUUUUUUUCACGCCUUCCUAUUUUAGGUGAUUACCAUAAAGAAGCCGGGAAGAGUUGUUAAGUUCAGGGUCGUUACUAACAACUCCUCUCCACCAAGGUCAUCCUGAUGUCAGAUGUCGUUUCUCUGGUUGACUCCACCGGAGAAACUCGUGCAGAAAAUGGGUUAAGGUUUGCGUUCGUUGUGACUCGGUGUGUUACGGUCACACAGAAGAUUUUGCGCCGCAUUUGUUGUCGUUGCCUCCCAUCUUUGAGCUCCACUUGUUUUUCAGUCCCAAAUUUUCUGCACUAACUUAGUUUCCCUCUUGCAUGCACCUGCUCUCUCUCGCUCUCUCUCUCGCUCUCUCUCUCUCUCUCGCUCCUUGUACAUUUUUCUCCAUUAUAGUUGUAUCAUGAUGUAAAUGAAGGGGAGUCCAGUAACAGCAUUAUCAGAAUCAGGACUUGGUAAACGCCAAGGAGUCAUAAGCUUCACUGUCGCCCCCUGCUGUUUAACAGACAAAAUCUUCUCUUAACGUUGCCCAGGUGUUUAUGAAACUUCCCUCUAAAUGAAAUGCUCAGACUGAUGCACCCUUUGUCCUUCAUUAACAUUCUGUUAAUGAAUAGGAGACGUCCAGCUAGUGUGCUGGACUUUAAAGAAAUGUCCCCGUACUUUACUUGCACUGCCCCCAAUCAUGAACCCCAUAAUAAAGAUGCCUUUUAUGUAAAAUACAGCCAGAUAUGCUUUGAAUUGUACAGAUAGGAAUGUCGCGACGCCCACUUAAAUUGAAAGAAAAUGAUCAGAUAGUUUUAGGAUAUUCGCUAUUAAAUGUUGUCUUACAGAUUGUCCAAAUUGGCUCAAUGAAAGUGUCCGGAGCAUUUAUUAGAUUUUCUUUUUUGAAUAUGAAUAUUGUCCUGAUUAAAAAGAAACCAGCCGAUACCUGUCUGGGUAUUUUAGAGUCCAAAUCUUUUCAACUCAAAAGUAUUUAAGCUUUAACUAUUUGUCAAGCUACUUUUACAACACACUUAUUUUCUUUACUCCUUUCUUUUAGCUACAUUUUUGUAUUUUCAUGUAUUUUUUUAUAUAUAUAUAAAUAUAUUUAAAAUCUUCAAAGCUUUCCUUCUUUUUAUUAGAACGCAAUAUUUUUUAGAAGGCGCCCUGUCUUUGAAGCGAUCAUAGCUCGGUGACGAAGAAUUGAAUGUGAAGUAUGUAGCAUAAGACACGGCAUGUGUCAGUCGACCUGGGUGACAUCCUCUGAGUGGCUGUUGUUUUAGAAUCUGUCACCUGGAAGAACCCCCCCCCAAUUACAUAUUUGUCAACACUUGCAACGUGAGCCAAAUUAUCAUAGUGCUGUCCCAAAGACUUGGUGUUGACAGUAUGUACUGCACCGUCAUGAUGUCCCACAACCCAGGUAUCACAAAUAAAAGAUAACCUUAAGUGUGAAGUAAAAUCCAAAACUAGUUGUUAGUAAAUCCUGGGGUUUGAUCUGAAGGUGACACAGUAUUAUCCUCCAGCCUGUUCCUAGAAGUGGCUCAGAUUGUUCAUUGUUUUAAAAGUCUGACUUUGACAAUUGUAUUUGUUGAAUUGUAUUUGUUGACUCUGUGAUGUGUAUUAAAAAUGGACCUAGGUUUCCCAUCGCA